Molecule: messenger RNA, 2013 nt
Organism: Tachyglossus aculeatus (Australian echidna)
Lineage: Eukaryota; Metazoa; Chordata; Mammalia; Monotremata; Tachyglossidae
Gene: GATAD2B
Product: GATA zinc finger domain containing 2B
Exons: 12
Coding region: 111-1991 (626 amino acids)
Biological process (GO): negative regulation of transcription by RNA polymerase II
Cellular component (GO): NuRD complex
Molecular function (GO): sequence-specific DNA binding; zinc ion binding
Source: RefSeq, a predicted model, not a curated record
CGUCGCGCCCGCCGUGUCGCCGGUGCCGCUCGGCCGGCAGCCCCCUUCCCCCCCGCGGAGCCGAGGCUGCCUGAGGAGACGGGAGCCGCCACCUCCUCCUCGCCUCCAGGAUGGACAGGAUGGCGGAGGACGGGCUGCGCCUGAACCUGCUGAAGCGCGGCCUGGAGCCGGCCGACGAGCGAGACGACGCCCUGGCCAAGCGGCUCAAGGUGGAGGGCCACGAGGCCAUGGAGCGGCUGAAAAUGCUGGCGCUGCUCAAGCGUAAGGACCUGGCGGGCCUCGAGGUGCCCCACGAGCCGCCCGCCAAGCCGGACGGCGCCAAGGCCUUCGAGGAGAAGCUCAACGGGAGCCUGAGGCCCCACGGCGGGGACGGGCGGGCGGGCGGGCGGCCCGGCAAGGAGAACAUCAACGACGAGCCCGUGGACAUGAGCGCCCGCCGCAGCGAGCCGGACCGGGGGCGGCUCACCCCGUCUCCCGACGUCAUCGUCCUGUCCGACAACGAGGCGUCCAGCCCGCGCUCCGGCUCCCGCGUGGAGGAGCGGCUCAAGGCGGCCAACCUGGAGAUGUUUAAGGGCAAGGGCACGGAGGAGCGGCAGCAGCUCAUCAAGCAGCUGCGGGACGAGCUCCGGCUGGAGGAGGCCCGCCUGGUGCUGCUGAAGAAACUGAGGCAGAGCCAGCUGCAGAAGGAAAACGUGGUCCAGAAGACUCCCGUGGUGCAGAACGCGGCGUCCAUCGUCCCCCCGUCUCCCGCCCACGGCGGUCAGCAGGGCCUGUCCAAGCUGCCGGCCCGGCCCGGGGCCCAGGGGGCCGAGCCCCAGAACCUGAGGACGCUGCCGGGUCACAGCGUCAUCCGCUCGGCCACCAACGCGACCCUCCCUCACAUGCUGAUGUCACAGCGGGUCAUCGCUCCCAACCCCACCCAGCUGCAGGGCCAGCGCGGCCCCCCGAAGCCGGGCCUCGUCCGCACCGCCACCCCCAACAUGAACCCCCCCAUCAACUACCAGCCGCAGUCGAGCUCGUCGGCCCCGUGCCAGCGCACGGCGGCGGCGGCGGCGGCGGCCUCCUCGGCCAUCUACAUGAACCUGGCGUCCCACAUGCAGCCGGGGCCCGGGGCCCGCGGGUCGUCGCCGCUGCCCAGCCCCGGCGCCCUGGCCGACGCCGCCAACUCGCAGGCCGCGGCCAAGCUGGCCCUGCGCAAGCAGCUGGAGAAGACGCUGCUGGAGAUCCCGCCCCCGAAGCCGCCCGCCCCGCUGCUCCACUUCCUGCCCAGCGCCGCCAACAGCGAGUUCAUCUACAUGGUGGGCCUGGAGGAGGUGGUCCAGAGCGUCAUCGACAGUCAAGGGAAAGGGUGCGCCUCGUUCCUGCGGGUGGAGCCGUUCGUGUGUGCCCAGUGCCGCACGGACUUCACCCCGCACUGGAAGCAGGAGAAGACGGGGAAGAUCCUGUGCGAGCAGUGCAUGACUUCCAACCAGAAGAAGGCCCUCAAGGCGGAGCACACCAACCGGCUCAAGAACGCCUUCGUCAAGGCCCUGCAGCAGGAGCAGGAGAUCGAGCAGCGGUUACAGCAGCAGGGGGCCCUGUCCCCCACCACCGCCCCGGCCGGCUCCAGCGUCGCUAAACAAGAGACCAUCAUGAGACACCACACGCUCCGCCAGAGCACUGUACUAAACUCUGGGGAGAGUACAGUACAACAGGCCAGAGGGAGUGCGCGGACAGGGGGUCGGCGGCGAGGGAAAGAGGCCCCCCAGCCCCAGAGCUCUCUGCAGCGCGGGGUCCCCACCUCCGCCCGCUCCAUGCUCUCCAACUUCGCACAGGCGCCUCAGCUGUCGGUGGCGGGCGGCCUCCUCGGCAUGCCAGGUGUCAACAUCGCUUACCUGAACACGGGCAUCGGAGGCCACAAAACCCCCAGCCUGGCGGACCGGCAGCGGGAAUACCUGCUGGACAUGAUCCCGCCCCGCUCUAUAUCGCAGUCCAUCAGCGGACAGAAAUAGCCCCAGCCCCAGACCCCCGGAC